Exophiala dermatitidis NIH/UT8656 is the source of this 2310-nucleotide messenger RNA. Its product is annotated as hydroxymethylglutaryl-CoA synthase. The transcript is spliced from 4 exons. The record is from RefSeq and is a predicted model, not a curated record. Gene Ontology annotation, molecular function: hydroxymethylglutaryl-CoA synthase activity. Gene Ontology annotation, biological process: ergosterol biosynthetic process; acetyl-CoA metabolic process. The coding region runs from base 464 to 1870 and encodes 468 amino acids. Lineage: Eukaryota; Fungi; Ascomycota; Eurotiomycetes; Chaetothyriales; Herpotrichiellaceae.
CCUGGUCCAGCUUUUAGCCUCCGUUAGGUCCCCCUUGCGGCGUCGCAGCGGCCACCAAAAACCCUGCGGCCCGUUCAACAAGAUACAAUUUCGAAUUUUUGGUGCAGCCCAGUAAAUACGGAGGAAGGCCUCCUUGUGACCCCGUCGUCGUGUUCUCUCCCUCUUCCUCGCUGUUGUUGUCUAGUACAGUACACAAGGUCUGCCUGAGCGGGACUAUUUCUUUCGUUCUUCUGCUCAUCCUGCAUCUUGCAACUGGCGUUCCAAAAAAUCUACCUUCUUAGUCCGGUUGCGCCUCCACCUCAGAUCACCGCUUCGUUGACCACCGUCGACACUAAAUCUCCCCCACUUCACCGCCUCCUCGACUGCGAUAAAAGUACGUGUCGUGCGCAUUCAACGACUCGCCUCAAUUACAGAGGUGCAUUGAGAUAAAGUCUUUCCUACCAUUUGUGAACGCAUUUCAAACAUGGCCACGCGACCUCAGAACAUUGGCAUUAAAGCCAUCGAAAUUUACUUUCCCAACCAGUGCGUUGAUCAAGCCGAGUUGGAAAAGUUCGAUGGCGUCGCCGCGGGCAAAUACACAAUCGGCCUUGGCCAGACCAAAAUGGCCUUCUGUGAUGACCGAGAAGACAUUUACUCGCUCGCCCUAACCACCCUGACUCAGUUGAUCUCGAAAUACUCCAUCGACCUGAAAAACAUUGGCAGACUGGAAGUUGGCACUGAGACCAUGCUGGACAAGAGUAAGAGUGUGAAGUCGGUCUUGAUGCAGUUAUUCGAGAAGUCCGGCAAUUUCAACGUGGAGGGCGUGGACUCCUACAAUGCUUGCUAUGGUGGCACAAAUGCGGUUUUCAAUACUUUGAACUGGAUCGAGUCGUCCGCCUGGGACGGACGGGACGCCAUCGUCGUCGCAGGCGAUAUUGCUCUCUACAAGAAAGGCAAUGCUCGUCCCACGGGCGGCGCUGGGUGUGUUGCCAUGCUCAUUGGCCCUGACGCCCCCAUUGCCUUUGAACCAGGACUACGAGGAUCAUACAUCACCCACGCUUACGAUUUCUACAAGCCUGACCUGACCAGCGAAUAUCCUUAUGUGGACGGUCACUUUUCUUUGAGAUGUUAUACCGAGGCCGUUGAUGCCUGUUACAAGACAUACAAUGCUCGAGAGAAAACAUUGCAAGCCCAAGCAAACGGAGCAACCACCAACGGUCAUGCAAAUGGAAACGGUGUCCAUCGAGAAGCGGAUGAGAGAGCUCCUCUGGAUAGGUUCGACUACAUGGCUUUCCAUGCGCCAACAUGCAAGUUGGUGUCAAAGUCGUACGCCCGUCUUCUAUACAAUGACUUCCUUGAGGACCCCAGCCACCCACUCUUCAAAGAGGUCGCACCCGAACUUCGCGAUAUCGACUAUCAGGCAUCCCUCACUGAUAAAAACAUCGAGAAGACCUUCAUGGCCCUGACCAAGAAGCGAUUCGCUGAACGAGUGCAACCUUCCUUGCAGGUUGCCACCAUGUGCGGAAAUAUGUACUGCGGCAGCGUGUACGGCGGUCUUGUAGGCCUGAUCAGCAAUGUCCCUUCUCAGACCCUGCAGGGCAAACGGAUUGGCGUCUUCAGCUACGGUAGUGGUCUGGCCAGUUCCAUGUUCAGCUUGAGAGUGGUUGGUGACACCACUGAAAUGGUCGAGAAGCUCAAUCUGCAGCAAAGACUAGAUAGCCGCCGAGUUGUGCCUCCGGAGACAUAUGACGACAUGUGCUUGUUGCGAGAGAAGGCACACCUGAAGAAGGACUUCAAGCCGGUGGGAAAUGUGGACACCCUUUUGCCGGGGACGUACUACCUGACCGAGGUUGACGACAUGUUCCGGAGAAAGUACGAGGUCAAGGCUUGAUCGCGUGGUUCGACACAGCAUGGUUGUGUCAUUCUUGCAACAGCUGUCUUAGUUCCGGAGCUGGCGUUAAAUGGGGAUUGGUGGGUGGUCUGGAAGGAAUUCUGAUAGAGACAGCAGGGCAGAGGAACUAAUGGUCAUUGGAUCUGGGAAGCUGAAUGCGACUUAGACUUCGCAGGAGCAGUACACAGCAGCAUAAUCCGUGGUCUGCUUAGGCUUUGGCCUCUGAAAAAUACCCAUGGUUGAUCAGCACAACAAUUGAAUAAAUGGUAGAUAUGCAUUGCGGGAGGUUGUUGGGAUCCAGAAACCAACGCCUCCUUCUAGAGUCUUAAGCAACGAUUGCUGCAUCAACUAUGCAACUACUGCAUUGUGCAUUGUCGCUCAGGUCGAGGUUGGGCCAUUGAGCGACCUGUUCCAGGCUGGAGGGCAGCUAGAUGAAACGC